Molecule: messenger RNA, 3244 nt
Organism: Oncorhynchus masou masou (cherry salmon)
Lineage: Eukaryota; Metazoa; Chordata; Actinopteri; Salmoniformes; Salmonidae
Product: C-C chemokine receptor type 1-like
Exons: 4
Coding region: 130-1332 (400 amino acids)
Biological process (GO): calcium-mediated signaling; immune response; cell chemotaxis
Cellular component (GO): external side of plasma membrane; membrane
Molecular function (GO): C-C chemokine binding; C-C chemokine receptor activity
Source: RefSeq, a predicted model, not a curated record
GUUGGAGAAAAAAAACUGCAGAUAUAGGUUCCCUUGCUCUUGACCUUGUUAAGAGUCACUACAGCCCCCAGAACUACUGUCACACCAGAGUGUCACACCCAGAGAGACUACUCAACCCAGUUUGACAGGAUGAAUAUCACUGGAUAUCCUGUUCACACCACAGCAGGGGGGAACACCACAACCAUUCCCUUCAGCUCUGUGAGUGUUGAGAAUGGGAAUUCAUCCAGUUACUCAUAUGAGAACUCAUCCAGUUAUGCAUAUGAGAACUCAUCCAGUUAUGCAUAUGGCACACAUUUUGCAGACACAUUUGAAGUAACCACAUACGACUAUGGUGACUAUGACGAUGGAAUUUGCAAGUACAAGCCACACGGAGCCAGCUUCCUGCCAGUGCUGUACUCUCUCUUCUUCAUCCUGGGGUUUCUGGGGAACGUUCUGGUCCUGUGGGUCAUCCUGCUGGGGGUGAAACUACGCAACAUGACCGACGUGUGUCUCCUGAACCUGGCCUUGGCAGACCUGCUCCUGGUCUGCACUUUGCCUUUCCUGGCCCACCACGCUACAGAUCAGUGGGUGUUUGGUGACGUUAUGUGCAAAGUGGUCCUCGGCGCCUACCACAUUGGCUUCUACAGUGGCAUCUUCUUCAUCACCCUGAUGAGUGUGGACAGGUACCUGGCCAUAGUCCAUGCUGUUUACGCCAUGAGAGCUAGAACACGGAAGUAUGGGGCCAUCGCUGCCGUCGUGACCUGGCUGGCUGGAUUCCUGGCCUCGUUUCCUGAGGCACUGUUUCUUAAAGUGGAGAAACACAACGAGAAAGACAAUUGUCGCCCUGUCUAUGAUGACAGUGCUUUGGUAAUUUUUGGCCUUUUCAAAAUGAACACACUUGGUCUGCUAAUCCCCCUCGUCAUCAUGGGGUUCUGCUACACACAGAUAGUGAGAAGGCUGCUCAGUCGCCCAUCCUCCAAAAAGCAGGCCAUCAGACUCAUUCUCAUUGUGGUUGUGGUGUUUUUCUGCUGCUGGACUCCGUACAACAUGACGUCAUUUUUCAAGGCCUUGGAGUUAAGUGAGGUCUACUCAAGCUGUGAGAGUAGCAAAGCCAUCAGACUCACUCUACAGAUCACAGAGACCAUGGCCUACUCCCAUAGCUGCCUGAAUCCCAUCCUCUAUGUGUUUCUGGGGCAGAAGUUUAGAAGACAUCUCAUAAGACUGAUUAACAAGGUUCCCUGCAGGCUGUGUCAGUUCAUGAAGAACUACCUACCCCUGGACUUCAGAGCCUCGAGGACAGGAUCUGUCUACUCACAGACCACCAGCGUGGAUGAGAGGUCUACUGCCGUGUGAACAGCAACUUAACUGCAAAGACAAAUACAUCUAACAUCACAUAUACUGUUCAUUCCAAAAUAUAUGUAAAUACCAAAUCCAGUUUAAAAUGCAAUCACCUGAAAAUAAUAGGCUCUGAUUCAGGUGCAUGGCGAAGUCAGGAAAUUGUCACUCAUCUCAGAGUUUCACACCAGAGGGUUGAUUUUUACAGAAAUCAACCCAAUCAAUAUACAUUCCACAAACCAUUUAAUUUCCCUUUGUAUAGUAUUUUCUCUAGUAUAGUAUAUCUAUUUGAAUAUCUUUGGCACAUUUUGUACAUAAAUGUAUUACAGUAACUUCAUCCUCUGUUGCAUGUAGCAAUUAUUCAAAUGAAAGUACUGCCAAGAUAAUGUAAUCAAGAUAUACUCAAUGACCAAGAUGUUCCCAUGUGUCAGUGCUAGAGAAUAUGUGAAUGAUGGUGCCACCACAGACCAAUAUUUCUUACUCCUGUUAGCAAUCUCACCACAGAGUGAGAGACACUGCUUGUGCCUUACAAUGUGUACUCAAAAUCUAAUCCUAAUGUGAUUCACUGCAGUAUUGUAACAUGUUUUAUAUAACAUGUUUAUAUAUCAUUAUAAUGGGGAUGCAGAUGACAUUUAGACUUUAACACAUUUGCCUGAUUUACUUGCUAUGAUAUUUAAUACUUAAAACAGCGCUCUGCACAGAAGCACACACCAACCUUAAACCAACCUUUUUUUUCUUGAAGUGAGUCAGUAAAUACGCACAGAAGUGCAAUACAGGGCUGACUCUAGCAUUUUGGGGGCCCUAAGCAAGAAUUAGUUGGAGGGCCCCAAACCUCGCAACAAAAUAUUUUAGUGGCCCCCAAAAUGUGGAAACAAUUGUUUUUGUUUUAAAGUUAAUUUCAUGCAAUUCUACACAUUCUGCCAUGGUGUGUGAAGAACAUGUCAGUUUUCUGUUAUUUUUCCAUUGUGGGGGGCACAUUUCUUGAAUUUGCGAAUGGGAAGAGAGAAACAAGUUCAUUUUAAAGCAAAUUUCCUGCAAUUCUACACAUUUUGUAAUGAUUUAUGCCAUGCUAAUAUCAUAUCUGAGUGAGAAUGACUAAAACCUAUGGGGGCCCCCUGGAGGUCAGUGCCCUGCAUGCCCGGUCGGUAUUCGGCCAUGAUUACUACAAAUUUAGAUAGCUGGCUAGACUAACUAUCCAAAAAUUGGUAGCUGACAUGGCUAAUUGAGUGAUUUUCAGUGACUGACAUAACAAGAGACAUUAUUUUUUUAAUUGGACCUGCUGUAUUCUACUAUUGUUAUUCUCAAUAUUAAGUUGAGGCCAGAGUUCCUAAAACUUUUUUUAUAUAUAGAAAUAUAUACUGUAUAUAUACAGUGCAUUUGGAAAGUAUUCAGAACCCUUGACUUUUUCCACAUUUUGUCACUUUACAGCUGUCAGACGGUGGGUGUAGCUGGUGCAUGAAGUCAGGUGCAGGAGAGCAGAGAUGAGUGAACAACGUACUUUACUUAAGAAAAAUAGCACAAAGUCACAAUACCAAUGUGUGAACAAUAACGGUUGCCACAAAACACGGGUGAACACAGCACCCUGAAAAAAAACAGCCGGCAACAUACCGACCUAAACAAAAAACAAUCACACAAAAAGACAUGGGGGAAACAGAGGGUUAAAUGCAUGACCAGUAACUGGGAAAUGAAAACCAGGUGUUUGGGAAAACGAGACAAAACAAAUGGAAAAAUAGACCGGCGACAUUGACCGCCGAACACCACCCGAACAAGGAGAGGCAUUGACUUAGGCCGAAGUCGUGACAACAGCCUUAUUAAGUGGAUUCAAUAGUUGUUUUCUUCAUCAAUCUACACAUAAUACCCCAUAAUGACAAAGCAAAACUUUAUUUGUAUUUUUUUGCAAAUGUUUUACAAAUAAAAAAACAUAAAUAAA